AUGAGAUGCAAUUCUGCUGGAGGUCUUUCCGUGUCUCCAUCGUCAAUGGGAGCAGUUAAAUCGCGAAAGAGUGUCUCAUCCACUUCAUCUUCUACUUCCAUGGUUAAAGAAACUCAUUAUGUUCAUGUGGAGUACGACCCAAUUACUCGAAAACGGAUUCUCAACACAUACGAAAUUUUGAAAGACCUUGGAUACGGACAGCACGGCAAAGUUAAGCUUGCACGCGACAUAGAUACGGGACAAUUGGUGGCCAUUAAAAUCGUUGAUAGGGCAUCGAAGCCCGGACUCGGCAGAUUAACCCGUCGAGGAUCUCUGGUUUCUCAAGAAGAUAAGAUUAGACGGGAAAUUGCAAUUAUGAAGAAAUGCUGCCAUCCUCAUAUCGUGAAGCUUAUAGAAGUGUUAGAUUCAGAAACCUCUCGAAAGAUUUAUCUGAUUCUUGAAUAUCUGGAGAAGGGAGAAAUACUUUGGCAAAGACGUGACAGCUCUACGGACGAAAAGCCAGAACCUUUUCUGACUGUUAAACAGGCCAAAUGCGUAUUUAGAGAUGUGGUUUCCGGACUAGAAUAUCUGCAUAACCAAGGAAUCAUACAUCGAGACAUUAAGCCAUCAAAUUUAUUGAUCAAUAAGGAUGAUGUCGUCAAGAUAUCUGAUUUUGGUAUUUCAUUUGCGGCAAAUUUGGACGGUAAUGGGUUGUCUGAUGACUUUGAACUAGCUAAAACUGCAGGAACUCCGGCAUUUCUUGCUCCUGAAUUGUGUACCACUGAUGGCGAUGAUGUCAGGGUGACGUACAAAAUUGAUAUAUGGGCUUUGGGCGUGACUCUCUACUGCGUUCUCUUUGGUCAGUUGCCAUUCUCUGGAGAAACAGAGUUUCAGCUCUUUGACGCCAUCAAUAAUGCCCCACUUUGCUACCCAAACAUGGAAGAAUGGAGGGUGUCGCCAAAGAUUCCUGAGCAUGAUUUUGUUCAGAUCAAGGAUCUUCUGAGUGGACUACUCGAGAGAGAUCCUACCAAACGAACUGAAAUUGAGCGGAUUAAACGGCAUCCAUUCUUUCUUGAGGGCUUAGUAGGAAAACAGUAUGAAGAGUAUAUCAGUAACUGGCGUAAUGAUAUGAAAAUCGAUGUUACCAAUCAAGAAAUGGAUGAUGCUGUCAUUGGUAUAGGAACCAGAAUCCGCAAGAAAAUAUCCAAAGUGCUUGGAUUUUCUGCGCACAGUCACUCUCACCUUAGUUCCGGAUCGUCCCCUACUCAAUCGCGUAUUGUCCACCUAAAGCAUGUUUCUUCCUCAUCUCCGAGCUCUUCGACUCUUAAGACCGAUCGUUCGUACAUUUUUUCCGAGGCUCUUAAAAGCAGUAACGAGUCGCAGAUCUCCUUGCAGCGGCCGCAUUCACAAGUUCACAUAUCUCCCUCUUCGCUACGUAAUCAGCAAGCAAACAUCAGCAAAUUUACAGAGUCAACAGACGAGAGUUCUGAGACGGAAAAUGCUAAUGACGUGGAAGACACUUUGGUAGAUCACGAGCAAGAUGAUAAUCUUUCACUCUCUGACCAUUCUUCGAUGUCGUCGACUGAUGCCAAGGUGGUGUUUUCAGCAUCUCCAAAUAUUUCUGUAAAUGCCAGUCCGAAUAAUGCCCAGCCUCCAUCUGCCGCCUGCUCACAAACUUCGUCAAUCUCGGAGACCGAUGACACUGAAACUGCUAGACCUCACAUCCCUGGUGGUGAGAAACGCCGUGUUCCAAGCUUUGCCUCUCUCAACAGUUACUACGAUGAUGGAUACAUGAAGAAUUUGACCUCUGGGAACGGCCAGACUUCUGCUCAACCACUGCCGAAUUUUACUACAGGUGCUCCAAAUGCGCAGUUCAGUAACAUUGGCCGUAUUUCUACCUCAACAGGAAGUCGGAAGAGCAGCAGGAGUACUUUGGAUCAUUAUGGAUCUUUUGUUCCAAUGACAGUCGUACACUCUGCAAUAUCCAUUCCUGAGUAUCUCAAACCGACAGAUAUGGAUCCAAUCGCCCCCUCACUUACGAACGAGUAUUAUUCGAGUAUAUACGGUGGUAAGAAGAUGUUGAAAGAGGAUGCCAAAGGUAAAAUGCGGAGUACCAAGAGUCUUGGCUCUUCUGGUAUCGUUUCUAGCCCUGCUAUUGGACACCAUUCUGUCACCUUUUCUAAUGAUUCUGGAAGUGAGAGAAAUACAGAUAUUUGCGCUGAUAGCACGAGUGCUAGUAAGAGUGACGCAUCUUUGAUAGCUUAUGACUCAUCAAAGCCUGCUAUCCUCGAUAGGGCUGCCAUAUACGGGAAAAAAAUACCUCUUACUCUGAGAAUGAAGAAGCCAAUGAACCGUUCUUCAUCGUCAUCUUCGUCGUCUUCCUCUAGUGGCGAUGAAGAUGACAAUGGCGGUGAACUCAUGCUUACUGUGAGACCAAGAAGACACCCACAUCGAGAAGAAAUCAAUGACCGCAGUCAAUCUUCCCAGCAUGCGCCGGGAUUAUCUAAUGUUCCGGAAUAA
Molecule: messenger RNA, 2499 nt
Organism: Brettanomyces nanus
Lineage: Eukaryota; Fungi; Ascomycota; Pichiomycetes; Pichiales; Pichiaceae
Exons: 2
Coding region: 1-2499 (832 amino acids)
Biological process (GO): intracellular signal transduction; protein phosphorylation
Cellular component (GO): cytoplasm
Molecular function (GO): ATP binding; protein serine/threonine kinase activity
Source: RefSeq, a predicted model, not a curated record